CCUUCCACAUCCUCUGCUUUCCCCUCAUAAAGUCUCUCUCUCUCUCUCUCUCUCUCUCUCUCUCUCUAUCUCACAUACACUCUCUCUCUUCAGAAUUCUCUUCUCUCUCCUCUCUCUGCAUGAUCAAAGCAAGAACGCAAUAUUCCAAUCCAUGGGAACUCCGGUGAACAUCAUCGUCGGGUCCCACGUCUGGGUCGAAGAUCCUGAGGAUGCUUGGAUUGAUGGGGAAGUCACACAGAUCAAAGGAGGCAAUGCCACAGUCAUCACCGCCAACGGGAAAACAGUUGUGGCUAGUAUUUCUAGCAUAUAUCCAAAAGACACUGAAGCUCCUCCUGCCGGAGUUGAUGACAUGACGAAAUUAGCUUACCUCCAUGAACCUGGAGUUCUUCAGAAUCUCGCUUCUCGGUUCUCUCUCAAUGAAAUAUAUACCUACACCGGUAACAUACUUAUUGCAGUUAACCCUUUUCAAAGACUCCCACAUCUCUACGACGUGCACAUGAUGGAACAGUACAAAGGUGCUACCUUUGGAGAGCUCAGCCCUCAUCUUUUUGCAGUAGCUGACGCUUGUUACAGGGCUAUGAUACAUGAAAAUGGAAGCCAAUCGAUACUUGUUAGUGGAGAGAGUGGAGCAGGGAAGACCGAGACAACGAAGAUGCUCAUGAGAUAUCUUGCUUAUAUGGGUGGGAGAUCAGGGACAGAGGGAAGAACAGUAGAGCAACAAGUCUUGGAGUCUAAUCCAGUACUGGAAGCAUUUGGCAAUGCAAAAACAGUGAAGAACAACAAUUCUAGUCGAUUUGGUAAGUUUGUCGAGAUACAAUUUGACAAAUAUGGAAAGAUCUCAGGAGCGGCGGUUCGAACAUACCUACUAGAACGUUCCAGAGUAUGUCAGGUGAACGAUCCUGAGAGAAACUACCAUUGCUUCUACAUGCUUUGUGCUGCACCACCAGAGGAUGUCAAAAGAUUCAAAGUGGGGGAUCCAAAAACAUUCCAUUAUCUGAACCAAACAAAUUGUUAUCAAGUUGCAAAUGUCGAUGAUGCUAGGGAAUACCUGGAAACUAGAAAUGCCAUGGAUGUUGUCGGUAUAAACCAAGAAGAGCAGGACGCUAUAUUUCGUGUUGUGGCAGCGAUCCUUCACCUUGGGAACAUCAAUUUUGCAAAAGGGAAGGAAAUUGAUUCAUCGAAAUUGAAGGAUGACAAGGCUUUAUUCCACCUUAAAACUGCUGCAGAGCUUCUAAUGUGUGAUGAGAAGGCACUUGAGGAUUCACUUUGUAAGCGUGUGAUUGUUACUCCUGAUGGUAAUAUCACAAAGCCUCUUGAUCCAGAUUCAGCUACAUCUAACCGUGAUGCUCUAGCAAAAACAGUUUACUCAAGGUUAUUUGACUGGAUAGUAGACAAGAUCAACAGUUCAAUUGGUCAGGAUCCUACUGCAAAAAGUAUAAUUGGAGUCCUUGAUAUCUAUGGCUUUGAGAGUUUCAAGAUAAACAGUUUCGAGCAACUAUGCAUUAACCUAACAAAUGAGAAAUUGCAGCAACACUUCAAUCAACAUGUAUUUAAGAUGGAGCAAGAAGAGUACACUAGAGAAGAAAUUGAUUGGAGCUAUGUCGAAUUUGUAGACAACCAAGAUGUGCUUGAUUUAAUAGAAAAGAAACCUGGAGGAAUAAUUGCAUUGCUUGAUGAAGCAUGUAUGUUUCCAAAGUCCACUCAUGAAACAUUUGCACAGAAGAUGUACCAAACAUACAAAGCACACAAGCGUUUCAGUAAGCCUAAACUUGCUCGAACUGCUUUCACCAUAAACCAUUAUGCCGGGGAUGUUACAUAUCAAGCAGACCAAUUUCUUGAUAAGAACAAAGAUUAUGUUGUGGCAGAGCAUCAAGCUUUGUUGGAUGCUUCAAAGUGCCCUUUUGUUGCCAAUCUAUUUCCUCCUUUGCCUGAAGAAUCAUCUAAACAAUCAAAAUUCUCCUCUAUCGGUACACGCUUUAAGCAACAACUUCAAGCACUUAUGGAAACCCUGAACACAACUGAGCCACAUUACAUCAGAUGUGUGAAGCCUAAUGCCGUUCUGAAGCCAGCAAUCUUUGAGAACUUCAAUGUCUUGAAUCAGUUGAGAUGUGGGGGUGUGCUAGAGGCAAUCAGAAUUAGUUGUGCUGGAUACCCUACUAAACGGACAUUCGAUGAAUUCAUUGAUCGGUUUGGAAUGCUGACACCUGAUCUUAUAGAUAGCUCUGAUGAGAAAUUGGCAUGUGAAGCAAUUUGCAGUAGGAUGGGAUUGAAGGGAUAUCAGAUAGGGAAAACAAAGAUUUUCCUCAGGGCUGGCCAAAUGGCUGAACUUGAUGCUCGAAGAAUAGAAGUCUUAGCGAAUGCUGCAAGACUUAUCCAGAGGCAGAUAAGGACAUAUAUUACAAGAAAAGAGUUUACUGUCCUAAGGAAAGCUACAAUUGGAAUCCAAAAGCUAUGGAGAGGAUGCCUUGCAAGAAAUUUAUUCAAAGAAAUGAGAAGAGAAGAUGCUUCAAUUCGCAUACAAAAAUAUGCAAGAGCUCAUUCAGCACAAAAAUCCUAUACAAGCUUGAAGGCAUCAGCACUUGUCAUACAAACAGGCUUACGUGCAAUGGCUGCACGUAAUGACUACCGACACAGGAGGAGGACUAAGGCUUCUAAAAUUAUCCAAACUCAAUGGCGCCUACAUAAAGCCCGGUCAGCUUAUCAACAACAGAAAAAAGCCAGUUUAAUACUUCAAUGCCUGUGGAGAGGCAGAGUAGGAAGGAAGGAACUCCGGAAGCUUCGAAUGGCGGCGAGGGAGACUGGAGCGCUGAAAGAAGCUAAGGACAAGCUAGAGAAGAAGGUUGAGGAGCUCACGUGGAGAUUAGAUUUAGAGAAGCAUUCAAGGAUUGACCUUGAAGAAGCGAAAGGGCAAGAGAUUGCCAAGUUACAAACUUCAUUGCAAGAAUUGCAAGAAAAGCUUCAGGAGGCCAAUGCUGCAAUUAUUAGAGAAAAAGAAGAAGCAAGGAUUGCAAUAGAGCAGGCUCCCCCAGUAAUUAAAGAGGUUCCAGUUGUUGACAACACUCAGUUGGAGUUAUUGACAGACAAGAAUAAAGAGCUAGAGGAGGAGCUAAUUGAAUUCAGAAGUAAGGCAGAAGAAUUCGAGAAAAAAUAUUCAGAGGCCCAAAAGCAGACGGAAGAAUUGAUUAAAGAGACGGAAGAGACCAAAUCAAAACUAAGUCAAUUCCAAGAAACCAUAGAAAGGCUUGAAACAAACUUAUCCAGCCUUGAGUCUGAGAAUCAGGUUUUAAGACAGCAGGCCUUAGUGGCAUCAACAAACGAGGAGCUCUCUGAGGAAAUUAAAAGUCUUGAGAGUAAAAUUACAGAAUUGGAGUCUGAAAACAAGUUGCUCCAAGCUAGGCCUGCGGUGGUAGUUCAGCAAGUAGUCUCUAAGGAGUCAAAAGAGUAUCAACCAGACAUGAAAGUUCAGAUUGUGGAGAAUGGGCAAGAACAUAGAGAAGAACCUAUCUCCUCAUCAGGAAGACAUGUGGAAGAACCUAUUCCCUCAAAAAUAUAUGAUGAAGUACCUAAGUCUCCGAAAGAAACUGUGGUGGUUACUCCUGUACCUACUUUAAACAAACAGAAAUCCCUUACUGAUAGACAACAAGAUAACCACGAUGCACUUAUUAAGUGCCUCAUGGUAGACAAGAGAUUUGACAAGAGGAGGCCGGUAGCAGCAUGUAUAGUAUACAAAUCUCUGAUACAAUGGCACUCAUUUGAAGCAGAGAAAACAAACAUAUUUGAUCGAAUAAUUCACACAAUAAGAUCAUCGGUUGAGAAUCAAGAAAACAUAAGUGAACUCGCUUAUUGGCUCUCAACAACAUCUACUCUUCUUUUCCUCUUGCAAAACACUCUCAAAGCGAGCACAGGUUCAAAUUUGGGUGCAAACCGUAGUAGAGCUUCAACUGGAACUCUAUUCAGUAGAAUGGCACGAACUACUCGUUCAACUUUGACUGGAAUCGAGAUUUCUAGUGGAUACAGUGGGAUGCUAGGCAAGCCGAAUACUCAAUCAAGAGUAGAGGCAAAAUACCCUGCUCUACUAUUUAAGCAACAUUUGACAGCUUACGUUGAGAAAAUAUACGGUAUGAUCAGAGAUAGACUGAAGAAAGAAAUUAGCCCAUUAUUAACAAUGUGUAUACAGGCACCAAGAUCAGCAAGAGCAAGAUCAAUUAAAGGAUCGUCCAGGAGUGUUCAUGUCAAUACAGUAGCAAAGCAAGCAUCCAGUGUUCACUGGCAAAGUAUUGUGAAGAGCUUAGAUAACAUGUUGAGCAUAUUGUGCGAGAAUUUUGUCCCUUCCAUGAUUAUAAGGAAAACUUUCAGCCAAGUCUUUGCAUUCAUAAACGUACAACUCUUCAAUAGCUUGCUACUCCGUCGAGAAUGCUGCUCUUUUAGCAAUGGCGAGUAUGUCAAGGCUGGAUUGCAAGAGUUAGAACAGUGGUGCUCGAAAGCCACAGAAGAGUUUGCUGGGACAUCAUGGGAUCAGCUCCAACAUAUAAGACAAGCAAUUGGAUUUUUGGUUUUGCAUCAGAAAGCACACAAAUCUGUUGAAGAGUUCACAACUGAACUCUGCCCAGACUUGAGUAUUCCCCAGAUAUAUCGUAUUGGAACAAUGUUUUGGGAUGACAAGUAUGGGACUCAGGGUUUAUCUAAAGAUGUUAUUGGCAAGAUGAGAGCUUUGAUGAGUGAUGAUUCAAUUAACAUUCCAAAUAAAUCCUUUUUGUUGGAUGAUGAUUCGAGUAUCCCUUUCUCCUUGGAUGAUAUCUCUCGGUCAGUUCUCGACAUAAACCUUUCAGAUGUUGAACCACCACCAUUACUGCGACAAAAUUCUGAAUUCCAUUUCCUCUUACAACAGCACAUAGAUUGAAUGAUUUUCUUUUCUUUAUAUUUUUAACAAAAAGGAAAGAGUUGUAAUUUUUCGGGGUAUUUUUUAAGUGUGCAGAGUGUAAUUUUGUUUUUGUUUUUUGUUUUUUUCCCAUAUAUUCUUUCUCCUCCUUCCAUUUGAUAAGCCUCACUGAUUUUUUGAGUGUGUGUAGCCAUAUACGAGUGGAUGUGUUACAGGGAUUGUAUGUAAAAAACAGGAUUGGUUUUGCUUUUGCACGUUGCAAUAAAGAAGUUUUACUUUGUAA
Messenger RNA from Asparagus officinalis (garden asparagus), 5162 nucleotides. Its product is annotated as myosin-12-like. Gene Ontology annotation, molecular function: ATP binding; actin filament binding; microfilament motor activity. NCBI's taxonomy places the organism in Eukaryota, Viridiplantae, Streptophyta, Magnoliopsida, Asparagales, Asparagaceae. The transcript is spliced from 40 exons. Gene Ontology annotation, cellular component: myosin complex; actin cytoskeleton; vesicle. The coding region runs from base 152 to 4900 and encodes 1582 amino acids. Gene Ontology annotation, biological process: vesicle transport along actin filament; actin filament organization. The record is from RefSeq and is a predicted model, not a curated record.